AUGGAAGGUUUAACGGAGCGCCUUAAUUGUCGUACGUGUGAUCGGAUCUCAUUCUUCAAUCGAAAGUGCUCCGUAGACGCUCUUACAGGUCUCGCACUUUUGGUCGAAACACUUCCAAACGCCGCUGUUCUUGGUAAUCCUACAUUGGAAAUUCCAUCGCCACCUUACACCGCGUCGAUGCAAAAAUUUGACUGUAUUUCAUGUCGAGUCUCUUGCGUCGAUGCCGCAGAAAUGAAAGCGCAUUUCAAGUCAAAGCUUCACAUCGUUACAAUAAGCAAGGGAAUACCACGACACACCGCAAGUGAGGAUUGGGUUCCAACUUGGAGUGAAAGCGAGAGUGAUGGUUCCUCAACUUCAUCUUCAUUAAAGUACGAAAAUGAGGGUGAGGAACCACCGUCUCCUGCUCUUGAAUCCACCCCUGUUAUGCGUCCACACUUCCAUGGAAAACCAAUGAUGUUCUUUAGGAAUCGAAAGGACGAGAUUAUUGGCAUUUAUCGGUGUCUACUUUAUACGAAGGAGGCACCACCAAGGACCUUCGAAGAUCUGCUGAACCGAGUAAACCUCCUUAGAAAGAGUCGAUUUUGGGCUAUUUUGCUCUACUCUGGAGGGAAAUUCGCCGGUGGAAUUUUCGAUGAAGACAAGGAGGUUGUUCACAAGACCCUCCAUCGCUACACUGUUCGUGCGAAACAGGGCGGUGGACAAUUUCUACGCGACGCCACUCAGGGUGGAUUGAGUGGACAUAAAUCGGCUGGCUCUAGUCUCCGUCGUCAUGGUGAAAUGGCUAUUAGGGCUGAUAUCUCUCACCUCCUGCAUGUAAAGUGGCGCACCUACCUCCAAGCCUGUCAAUUCAUCCUAACUUGGACACCCAAGGUACAUCGUGCUAUCUUUUACACGCCUCCCUCCUCCUCCUCCUCCUCUACGCCAUUCAUCACCGAACACCAGGAAAUAGAGACGCCUAUCAAUGACAAGGAAGGAGAAAAGGUAGAGGGUGAUGGCAAUGUUUACGCAGAUCUGCCUGCAGAUCCAUUUGCUGCUGAGGCAGUGGCUUCUAGAAUGGGACUGGUUGCAGGCGAUCCAAGAUUACGGCGCCUCCCCUGCAGAGCGAAGAACAUCACCUAUGCGCACAUAAAAGAAAUACACUCUGACCUUUCGUGUUUCCGAGUAUUUGGUGAGUGCUCCAUCUUCUACGUGAUAGCUUUCAUAGUGAAGCAUUAUGCUGAUCAUGAUCUCAUAAGCCUCUCCGAUAGACGCCAGAUUGAACAAGGCGAAGAGACUAUUUUUGAGUCCCGCAGUGGUCGUCUAUUUCGUGGGUGUCUUGCUGACCUACAAACUAAAUCACCUAAUCAGACUUCACCACCAUCACUACCGCUCCUUUCUUCUUCUCCCACCAACUCGCCUACUUCACCUGAUACCGUUGCUAAGGCCACUGUUUUGUCUUCGAAACAAAAAACGAGAAGGAAGCGGAAGAAGGGCAAUCGUCAAAAGGGUCAGAACAGAGCAUCUCCUCCCUCUUCUCCCACUUCACUCCCACCUAACCAUUCACCGUCCUCUAGCGACGUUGAAACCACUGUAAAACGGGCUGAUGAGUGGCUGGCGACUAAGUCUGUCCCACUUCGACAGUCCUCAUCAACUUCAGAUCUUGUAGCACUUUGCAACACCUACAGCGACUGGCAUCGCUCCCUGCGGUUAGCCACGGCAGUGGGUGAUGUUGAGCGACUGAAAGAGCUCUUGUCUUCAUCAAAUGAAUCCACAGGAGUGAGCUCGCCUUCCAAGAAUGGGGUAUCCUCCUUGACGCUGGAACCCUGGCCGGAGGAUGAGACGACAAUACAACGUCUAUUGAACUACCGCUUCCCUGAUGGACGAAGCCUUCUUCACCUGGCUGUUGAAUUACAGAGUGAUCCAGAGGUUGUCCGGAUCCUAUUGAUGUCUGGUUGUAGACCUGAGGGAAGAGACAACAAUGGAGUCACACCAUACUUUUUGGCCAAGCAAAUCGGCAAAAAGAGGUUGUUGACGUGUUUCAAAUCCUUCCGCCAGGAUUAUCCGGACCGCUUUGACUACCAGAAAGCAGGCAUUCCACUAAAUAGUCCUAAAAGCGCCUCCGCGAGUGCAAGUCGUCAGCAAAAGAAGAAUAUUCAGGUCGUAUCACCAAAUGUGGGUGACACUAGCCAGCAAAUGGACUCUAUGUCCAUCCGUGAAAAGUGCGCCUCUGCUGCAGAAAAACGCGCCCUCCUGGCACAACAAAGAGGAAAGCCACAAAUUACCUGCAAUCAAUGCUUGAUGGAUAUAACUGGAAAACAGCCCUUCUCCUACCUUGCCUUUGUCUUCUGCUCCUCGGAAUGUCUUCGUAACCAUCGAAUUCAGAACCGCAGGUAG
Hydatigera taeniaeformis is the source of this 2373-nucleotide messenger RNA. Lineage: Eukaryota; Metazoa; Platyhelminthes; Cestoda; Cyclophyllidea; Taeniidae. The record is from the annotation of a GenBank genome assembly.